AUGAGAUUGAGGACAUGGCUGAGUGUUGGGUCCGGGUUUAUGAGUUUCUCCUGUGAGGCUGUGCGCAGUUGUGCAGAGAUCCAGUGUGAUGAAGACCAGCGAUGCUGCACCCAAAACAGCAGCAGCAGCAGCAGCAUCACGCCCAUCCGUCAACUCCCUCUGCACACUUUCCUGGACAAUCUGGAAUGGAUGGUCCGUAAGCUGUCGGGACUGCUGAUCCUGCUCUUGCUCUUUGUGGUGGGUUACUUCAUUCAGCGUGUCGUAUGUCCGCGUCCCCGCCGUCAGACACCCGAGGAGCCGUCACUUCUGCAUGGACACACGUCCCAGGACUCCCUCACAGGGGACUUCAGCUCCCCGGUGCUGCUGCUUCCCACGUACGAGGAGGUGAAUUACCUGCCCACAUAUGAGGAGAUCAUGAUGGAGGUGGAUGGAGACAAUCUGAACUCAAACUCAGGAGCGAUAGAGGAAAGACAAGCAACAUUGCAAACUUCUAGAAGACCCAUAAACUCUCUAUAA
Messenger RNA from Sinocyclocheilus anshuiensis, 516 nucleotides. RefSeq lists its product as uncharacterized. The record is from RefSeq and is a predicted model, not a curated record. NCBI's taxonomy places the organism in Eukaryota, Metazoa, Chordata, Actinopteri, Cypriniformes, Cyprinidae. The coding region runs from base 1 to 516 and encodes 171 amino acids. The transcript has a single exon.